AUGCCCUCCAUCCUAAUCCUCAACGGCCCCAACUUGAAUCUCCUCGGGCUUCGAGAACCACAUAUCUACGGAUCAGAAACACUACAGGAUGUUGAAAAUACAUGUCGCGAGCUAGGAAGCCGGCAUAAUGUUAGCAUUGAAACAUUUCAAAGCAAUCAUGAGGGCCAUUUGAUUGACCGGAUCCACGAGGCACGAAAUAAAGCGGACGUGAUUGUGAUCAACCCAGCAGGCUAUACUCACACCAGUGUUGCCAUCCGCGAUGCACUACUCAGCGUAUCCAUACCCUUUAUCGAGGUUCAUCUCAGCAACGUUCAUGCAAGAGAGCAAUGGCGGCACCAUAGCUAUUUCUCAGAUAAGGCCGCUGCGUGCAUCGUAGGCUUGGGAACUUUUGGAUAUGAGGCUGCCAUUCAGUUCGCUGUGCGGAAGGUGAUCCCAAAAACCACUGCCUAA
Messenger RNA from Talaromyces atroroseus, 450 nucleotides. RefSeq names its product Catabolic 3-dehydroquinase. The record is from RefSeq and is a predicted model, not a curated record. The coding region runs from base 1 to 450 and encodes 149 amino acids. Gene Ontology annotation, molecular function: 3-dehydroquinate dehydratase activity. Lineage: Eukaryota; Fungi; Ascomycota; Eurotiomycetes; Eurotiales; Trichocomaceae. The transcript has a single exon. Gene Ontology annotation, biological process: quinate catabolic process.